Molecule: messenger RNA, 1375 nt
Organism: Homalodisca vitripennis (glassy-winged sharpshooter)
Lineage: Eukaryota; Metazoa; Arthropoda; Insecta; Hemiptera; Cicadellidae
Exons: 7
Coding region: 409-822 (137 amino acids)
Source: RefSeq, a predicted model, not a curated record
UAAGGUAGUGUAGUGUAGUGCGAGUGCGAGUGCGAGUGCGAGAGUGCAGACCCCACUCCACGACUGCCGUACGGUGAAAGUGCGCUCGCCUCACUAGCGUCCCGACCUCCGCCCGCAACUCACCGUACUGUACCGUGCAGUGUCCGUGUGCUGUGUGAAGUGCCGCGCCGCGACGUGCGUGUCUGUGUGUCUCUCACCAUACUUGUGGAUGCUAAUUGUGCUCUCUUUUUGGAUUACUUUCAUAAAGGAACACAAAACAUAAGCCUGUAUUUCAAAACACACGUUCAUGUUUUGGCUCAAGUUUCAAAAACAUCGUGAUAUAUCCAGGUCCUUGUUAAAGGGAUAAGCAGCACACUGGCUUUUCUUAAACCAGGGGCGCCGGCUCCCGCCAGCAACGCUGCCCCUGUUAUGCCGUUCAUUGACGACGAUCUGCUGUGGCCUGACAACGACAGUGACAACAAGAUCCCUGACCUCUCACAGUGCCUUGCUAAUGAAACAAGUGGAAGCCUAGGAGAGCUGUCCACCAAUGAUCUGACGGGUCUUGACACGCACCUUGACGAUGAGACUGAGGACAUCUUCAACCAACUGGCUGAUCCUUCAUUUGAACUGGAGCAGUUCUUUGAUUUUGAAGAAAAGGAAGAGAACAACAACAGUGUUGGACCAGUGAGCAAGAACCCGGCGACGGUAGCCCUGCUCCAGGAGAUCCACAGAAACUCACUCAAAGUCAGCAAGUUGAACAUUGCUGCAGCUAAUCCUUCUGCUAGCAGAGAAACUAGCAACACCUGCAUCUGUAGUUCCUGGGUCGCCCACUGCGAGUUGUGAAGCACCAGUGUUUCCAACUCCUCUGCGGCAGAUCAAAACUGAGCCGGAUACAAGUAGAACAGGUGAGUUAGACAAUACUGGCAAUACGAUUGUGCAGUUUGGUAAGUAAUACAAACUAAAACUAAACUUUAGUGACAGAUAAAUCGAUCAAACUUAUAUAUUAUGUAAAGUAAUUGCAUACGUUAAAAAUAAUUAAUUCGGAUAUUUAGUGGGAUGAAUUAACGAACUAACCACUGCCACUCUCAAAAAGAGAUCAAAGAAAACCUUGACUCCAGAUCUGGUGGUUAAGCCACACUUUAAGGGUUAAUGAGCACAAGGGAGGAGAGGUUGAGCUCUGAUUAAAAUUCAAUGCCGGUAUAACGUAAGGAAAAUUACAGAUUAAUUUUACCUGUUUUUAUGCGAAAUUCUGUCUCUUUUUACAGUACAAAAUAUUGUUUUUAUGUUACAUUAAAUAAAAUCAGUACCAUUGUGAGUUAACGUUAUUUUGUACUUUCAUUUAUUAUUAUUCUGGAUAUAACGAAGUAUCCUAUAUUUUUUUUAUAAAACCCAUAUA